Messenger RNA from Musa acuminata AAA Group (dessert banana), 1526 nucleotides. Its product is annotated as myb-related protein Hv33-like. The record is from RefSeq and is a predicted model, not a curated record. The coding region runs from base 498 to 1277 and encodes 259 amino acids. Lineage: Eukaryota; Viridiplantae; Streptophyta; Magnoliopsida; Zingiberales; Musaceae. The transcript is spliced from 2 exons.
CCUGUUUGUGGUAAUUCAUUUGCCCUCUUCCCAUGGUUGAGGAUAACUUAAACCUCAAUCCACUGCACUGCAACAACAACAACAUCAAAGCCUUGCUUGGAAACCACUGGACUGAUUCAACUCCCACAGCUUCUCUCUCUCUCUCUCUUUCUCUUGGUGCUUUCCUUUUCCUGUCUUCCACUCACUUCUUGCUCCUCUCCCCUGCCCAUCUAACUUGAAUCUUAAGGCAUAGAGUUGUUACCUUAUAUAUUUCAGGUGCCAAUUCCCUUACCUUCCCUCUCAGGCACAUCAAACCCAUUAAGCUGAUUCUCCCAACUUGGGGGAAUGGGACUGCAAUCAUGCAGCGUCACGCAGAAGCUGAGGAAAGGCUUUUGGUCUCCUGAGGAAGAUGAGAAGCUCUGCAAUCACAUCGCUAGAAGUGGAGUAGGCUGUUGGAGCAGUGUGCCUAAGCUUGCAGGCAAUUUCCGGUUACCAUUUGCUUCCUCUUCAAUGGCACCAUGUUCAGUGUGUUCUUCUUUCUUCUUGUAGGACUACAACGAUGUGGAAAGAGUUGCAGACUGAGGUGGAUCAACUAUUUGAGGCCAGACCUCAAGAGGGGAAGCUUUUCCCAGGAAGAAGAAGGUUUGAUCAUUGCACUGCAUCAAGUUCUGGGCAACAGGUGGUCACAAAUUGCGUCUCGAUUGCCGGGAAGAACAGACAAUGAGAUCAAGAACUUGUGGCAUUCGCGCAUCAAGAAGAAGCUUCGGCAAAUGGGGAUCGAUCCGAUCACCCAUAGGCCACUGAGUGAGGCAGCAGCGGUGCAAGAACAGGAGAUCUGCUCGAGCAAUCCAGUCCUUGCCACCUCCUUUGAACACUUCCCAUGGAUUCAAACCCAGGAAUGCCUCGACCGGUCACUCGAUCAGAAUGACUUGCUAGCCAAUGCUGGACUAGCCGAAUGCAGCAGGGUGUUGGAUGUGCCAGAGACAUAUGGCCAUGGAGAGAGCUCGAGUAACAGCAGCAACUGCGACUGCCAUGUGCUACGAGAAGAAGUCCUGAGUUGGACUUGUGAAGGUGGGUGGGAACCAGCGACUCACAUGCAGAUCAAUGGAGUGGAGACUUGUGAGGGUGAGUCGAGCGCAUGGCAAGAGAAGAAGCAGCAUCAUGUGGCAAGCACAGAUGAUGGCGGCAGCCUUCCAAUGAGAUCGCUGGACCGCGAUUUCACGAACGAUGACUGCGGUGUCACUCAUGAGGCUUUGAAGAGUAUACUCAACGCGGAUCUCUUUCGGAGUUUGGAAUGAUCUGACGAAGAGUUUGCAGGGACGUCAUGAGUUGCUCACGCCACCCUGUUGGUCUACAGUGCGUUGCAAUUUCCACUUGUUGGAUCUUUGUCCUUCUACAGAAACUAGUUAUGCUGGAUAAGAUGUGAUGCUUUGUAGUUUCUGAUGUCUUUGUAGGCUGUGGUUAUCUUUGUCAUCAUCAUUGUUAGUAGGUGUUACUGAACUCCUUUUUGCUCUAUUGCUCCCAAAUGCAACACAAUCUGCCUCUGU